This is a messenger RNA of Myotis brandtii (Brandt's bat), 6207 nucleotides long. It is a transcript of the gene BNIP5, whose product is annotated as chromosome unknown open reading frame, human C6orf222. The annotation marks the transcript as partial. The record is from RefSeq and is a predicted model, not a curated record. The transcript is spliced from 11 exons. Lineage: Eukaryota; Metazoa; Chordata; Mammalia; Chiroptera; Vespertilionidae.
GAGGCCCUCAGCCUGGAGGCGGCCAGGGAGCUGCUGACCAGCGAGCAGAGGCCUCCGCGGGACAAGAAGGACAAGGCCCAGAGUCGCAGCCAGCAGGGGUUGCUGAAGACGGUGCUGAACUUCUUCCUGAGGACAGGCCCCGAGGAGGCCAAGGACAAGGCCGCCAGGAGGGCCAGGGCGAAGGAGGGCCUGCCCCCGCCCGCAGAAACCUCGGAGCCCAGGAAGAAAGCCCACGACAAGAAGGCCGGCCGCAAGAAGCAUGGCCACAGGAAGCAUGGGGACGGGGACGCCAGGGGGGCCCCAGGCCAGGAAGCCGGAGGCCGGGACACAGCGGCUGCCUGGCGCUCCCAGGAGGCCGACCCGGGCCCAGGACCCAGAGGCGGGGCGGAUCCUGAUCCCCACCAGUCCGUGCUCAUCGAAGGCCGGGGUGCUGGGGCCUCGGAGCCUUCUUCCCAAGCCACGGGCCCCCGGCCGGAGGAGGAGCCCCAGAAGCUUGACCAGCUUGACCAGGAUACUAUCAUCCAGAUGAUAGUGCAGCUGCUCCAAGCCGUGGGAGACGAGUGGGAUGAAGAGGUCAGGGACCUGGCCCCGUUUUUCCCAGGCCCCCUACAACUUCAAGGCUCUCGGCGAGAAGUGGCCCCACAAAACCCAGCCCCAGCCGUCGUCAGGAAGAAAUCCCAGGAGAGAAAGUCCAGCCUCAGGAGAACCUCUUCUCAUAAGAGGCAGGGCUCCGAGGAGCCCAGGAGAGCGGGGGCUGCGGAUGCUCCCAGCCCGGAGUCCCGGCCGUCCAAGAGGCCCAGCUUCCUGUACAUGUGCGUCGGGGGCCACCGGGCCUCCAUCUCCAGCAGCGUUGACUUGGAAGAACCUGAAGUCCAAGAGGCCUCGUCUACAGAUUGUGGGGGUCCAAGUCCCUUCGAGCUUCCCAUCCACUCAGGAAGCCGGGAGCCCGGAGAGGACUUGCAGCCGGACAAAGCCUCGGAGUGCAAGGAAUUUAUCCAGAAGAUCGUCGCCCUACUCCAAGAUGCAGAGGAGCAGGAGGGGGAGAAGCAACUCCAAGUCCAGGAGCCAGAGGUGGCCUCGGAAAACCCGGCCCCACCCUGCAGGAAGAAAUCCCAAGAGAAGAAGUCGAGCUUCCGAAAAGCCUUUUCCCAUAAGAAGCAUGGCUCCAAGGAGCCCAAGAGAGCGGGGCCUGCAGGUGCCGCCAGCCCCGAGUCCCGGCGGCCCAGGAGGCCCACCUAUCUGCCCCUGUGUGUGGGGGGCCAUCGGCCCUCCAUCUCCAGCAGCGUUGAUCCGGAGGGUCCUGAGUUCCGGGAGUCUUCGCCUGCAGAAGGGGGACGAGAUGGAUCCUCAGAAUCACCCUCCCAGGCCAGAAGCCACGAGCCAGAAGGGAGACCUCUGCCGGACGGAGCGUGUGAAUCUAAGGAGCUGGUCAUCCAGCAGCUGGUGGCGCUCCUCCCAGGAGUGGACGGCCAUUUGGGGGAGCAGAUCAGGCGACACCCCAGCCUUAAGAAGUUUUUCUACCAGCUCCCGGACGCCUCCCUCAGAAAGCUGGCGGCCACCCUGCGCAGACGGGGCGCCUGCUCCCCUGAGCCCCGCAGGGGCCUCCCGGAGAGGCCCUACCAGUUUGCCUUUGACUUGGCCAACAAGUACGCCGGCAGGAAUGGGCACUCCGCCCUCAGCCUGAUGGGCCUGCGCUACCCCCAGCUCCCACACACGGAGGCCCAGCAGAACAUCACAAGUCUUGACUUCCAGAGUCCAGAUUGAAAGCUGUGCCUUGCACUCAAGUGCCCUUGAACUAGCCAAGCAAUUGGUGGCUUUGCCAGGAGACCCCGAAGAUGCUCCAUGAUUGUCCCAAUCCGCUGCUUCCCAGAGACGACUGCAGACAGAGGACAGCCUUCCGUGUCCUCACAUCGCCGUGGGCGUGAGAUGAGAACGCACGACGCAUUCGCCCACGGAGCGAGAGGCGGACACACCCUGUUGGGAGAAAUAACACUGGACUGGGGGCUUCAACUGGUGACCUGCUUCAAACUUGCUGCAAGACCCUGCAUGUCCCUGUCCCCUCAGACCUUGGAUUCUGGGUGGAGGGGACCCACUGUGUCCCUUCGGGCUCUGUGUUCCGAAAUCUGUCUAAAGAGGGGUGGUGAGUGCUUUUACGCCUCCCCACUGAGCUGGAGGCACUCGCCAAAUGAAUGAAUGAAUGAAUGAAUGAACAGAAAGGUGGAGAACUCCUGAGAUCCAGGCAGCUUGUCAGGCAUCCCUGGAGGCCUUGCUCCUCAGCUGGGAUUGUACAACCAGGGGUUCUGUCUCUACGCUGUGGGGUGGGGAGGAAGUGGGGGAGCCACCUGGACAAGCACUGGACCAAAGUCUGCAUUCUGGGGACGACCCUGGUGCCCACUUGUGCCCUUGAGUGUCUCCUGGUUUUCACUUUCAUUUAAGAGUUACCAAGUCCUUAAUCUUAUUAUUAUUAUUAUUAUUUUUUUUACUGGCAUGUAUUUUAUUGACCCACAGAGCUAAAAAUAUGGCCACUAACAUAUAGAACACCUGCUGACAUUUUUUCAGGUGCUGGUUUUAAAUGAGUCUUAGUUUCAAAAGUACAUUGAACCUCUCGCCAGAACAUCCACAUGCAUUUAAACAGGUGUGCCUCUAUGUGCGACACAUCAUUUAUUCAGUUGACAGGGCCCACAGGGACUUGUAGACGCGGCCCAGGAACUCUGCAGGCCAGAGAGGGAAGACCUAUGCACUGGGGCUCCUGGUCUCAGACCUUGCAGCCCUGCGUCCUGUGAUUCUAUGGGCAGAGAACGGAAGCCGGUGCCUUGCAGCGUCGCAUGGGCGUUUGCCGAGAGCGAGUGAGAAGUGAGUGUGAAGGUUCUGAAGAAGGCACAGUGCCUUGUCCACUGUGUCAUCGUCAGAUAGUGUUAUUACAGCCACAGUGCGGUAGUUUUCAGGAAAUGGGGAGGGUUCCAGCUGGCUCACCAUGGGCUGCACGGCGCGCUGCUCAGGGGCACCUGGCCCAGGAAGUGCUAGUCACCUCUGGGCGUUGUGCAUUUGUAGAUUUGUGAGGACAAUUUUCCAGCUCAUGCAGGGUCUCAUUUGUGUCCAAAGGUGAAGGGUGGGCUGUCAGGGGCUCUGCUGUCUACCCAACUGAACAGUUUCAACAGUUUGGCCCCAGGGAGCCAUUUCCACGUGCCAUCACCUACAGGCACGCCCGCAGGGAUAGGACCACAGCCUGACCCAGGGGAGGGUUGCUGACACCUGGAUGGCAAACUCAGUCUUAUCACUGAGCACCAUGGGGUGGGGCUGGGUGGAGAAGCCCUGGGCAGAGAGGCCUUGGGUGUUCAGAUGGGACUGACCUCAAACCUGAGGCAAAGUUUAGGAAUCGCAACUAAUCCCAUUCUGAAAGUCAUUUAGUGUUAUUGCUGCUAAGAAGGGGUGGCGGGGAGGGGGGGGGUGAGCUAUUUAUGGGUUUAUCUUAGGUGGUGUGUAGGAAUACAGCGCCAAAUGUGAAGGAUGGGAACCAGUUUUAAAUGGGGGUCAGGAACCUUCCGUCCGUGGUUUCUCAUUCGGAAUGGUGCUCUUUAAGCUGCAUGCGUGUUUGGUAUGAGCUCCCGAUGCUGGCAUCUGUCUCAUUUUUGUACUGUGUUAUUUGGACAAAUAAAGAAACAAUUUGCACUGAGGUCUCAGGUGGGUCAUUCACAGUGGAGACAAGACGGGGGCCCACGGGCCAUAUCCAGGCCGGUCAUGUGCCUGCAAGGCUGCGGGGUUGGCCUCCUCGUCCAGCCGGGGUCCCUGUCUGGACGCUAUCCCGGUGUCCCCUCCUUGGGUGCCACCUUGCUGAGGCAGUGACAAAGGUGCUCCGGGCUGGGCCUCGGGCGGGAGAGGCUGCCCACAGGCUGACGACCUUGGAGACAGACACUUGCCCCCCAGACCUGACAUUCUGCACCUCUGCGGCUCUUAGGGUGACAGUUCCUUGUUAUGUCCCAGAAAAUGUGGGCCCGGCCUCAUUCUCAAUCAUCUGUUUUAUCCGUCCUUAAAUCCUGGCGCCCAAACUCUGUCACUCAGAACCAGGAUAGACUUGGCAGAAGCCAGUGCCUGGUUUGGGUCUGGAAACGUGGUCUCCAUUGGAAGGCAUCGAAGGCCUCCUUUCCCCACUCAGAUCACAUGGGAGUUCUGCCGUGGCUCCUGGGGGAGGCGACCCUGUUGUGUGGUGGCUUGUGUUCUUUUCAAACCACAUUUCCAUUCCCCGAGCCCAGAUGCUCAUGGGGAGGGAGGAGAGGGCAGUACUAGUAUCCUCACCUCCCAGAUGAGGAAGCUAAGGCUCAGAGUGGGCGGUGCCUUGUUCCAGAUCACAGAACCCCUGUUAUAAUGGCCCCCUUACUGUCUAAUCCAGCGGUCCUUACGGACCUCACGGACCUUUAACCCAUUAACUCCUAUAUCAAACCAGCAUUUAUCGAGCACUUACCACGGGCCAGGGCUGAUGUAAAAGACACAAUCCCGCCCUCGGGAUGCUAAUGAACCUCAGUGGUUAUGGGACUUUUGUGCCGUUGGGAAUACAGGGUGGGGGACACUGUACGAGGGUGGGCCUCCCUCAAUUCAGACCCCGGAGGUUUGCAAGUGCCCUGCAGUGCACCCGACCCUGCUGCUUUGAAAGGCUUUUAAAGGUGGGCAAGUAACAUCAGGACAUAAUUAAGCUAAUUUCUCACCCUGAGCAGGCAGGAGGCUAAGCGGGUGAGUCUGAGACAACGGGGUCAGCAGAGAACUGGUGAGUUGGGGGUGUUAGCUGGUCACAGAGAGGGCCGCACCGCCGCUGUCAUUCAGAUUCGCUUGUUUGGAAAACCAGUGUGUUCUGGCCUUGGCCCCAGUGAGGCCUCCCAGUUUCAAAGCAGGUGACUGGCUUCAAAAAACAAUCCAUUCGUGUGUUUUUUGUUGUUUUUGUUUUUAAGAGCAUAAAAAGGAGAAAGGAACUACUUUGGGUUACCAAAUUUAGCAAGUAAAAAUAUGGUGGCCCUGUUAAAUUUGAAUUUCAGAUAUACAAAAAAAAUAAUAAUAAUUGCAAUACUGGGGACAUACAAUACUGGGGACAUACUUAUACUAAAUAAAUACUCACUAUUUAUCUGAAAUGCAAAUUUAACAAAGCUUCCAGUAUCUUAUCUGGCAACCCUGAAACUAAUGCAAGUACAAUUCUCUUGAUUACCUCAAAUGGGGGAAAAGGAAAGUAAGCAAAAUGAAGGAAAAUAUAUAAGGGGACUUACUGAUACUUAUAACUACAGCAUGAGAGCAGCUGGGCUCUGAAUCCGGGCUCUGAGCUAGACAGCAGGUACUACGCUGUGCAGUUCUCCCUUGCACACCAGGGGACACGCACUCCUGAGCUGUGCAAACUGUCCUUCCCUCCCCGUCCCCAUGGCUCAGGCCUCCGGGCACAGCCAUCUGCACAAGGAGAGGCCUGCAGCGGAGGUCCGGGCUCCCAGAACCAGGCCCUCCCUGGGCCACAGAACCAGGCAGGCAGGGGUCCAAGUACACACGAGACUUGACUCUGCUCAGGCCUCUCCCAGGCACAUCCAGGUCUUCCGGGCAGAAGCUUCUGAGGGGCUUGCGAAGACUCGUGUUCCCCGACGUGGUCCCGUUACGCGCAGGCUCCACCAGGGCCUCCUUCCAUACGGCCCCCUCCCUCCGCGGCUAAAUCUGCUCCGUCCUCCUGGUGCCCAGCCCCGUUCAGGGCCGCCUCCCACCCAGCCCCUAGGUUUGGGGUUCGGGGCUUGUUAGGCAAAUGCAUCUGAGGCUUUGGACAGCCUGGGCUCCCUCACUGGGCCGGUCGGGCUGGAGGUCACGACCACCCUGGGGCUGGAGGGGCUCCUUUUUCAGGACAGGCUGGGGAAACUGAGGCUGGAGGUGUCUUUCUUGUGGAACAUUUCACUUCGGUGUGAACAGCGGAGUCUGCCCUCAUUCGGGCUGGGGGAGGGGAGGGACGUCUGGCCCCAUUUCCUCUACAGCCACACGGACUCAGGGAGGCCAGAGCCGCCAACCCCACUCACUGCCCCCCAGUUCCCGGAGCCGGAGGCGGGGAGGCUGCUGCCGCCUCAGCUCCAUCAGGGGCUCCAGAGGCGGCCGAGGCGGCGGCCAGUCCACGUGGAGCCUUAAGUGAAUGGAAAACAAAACUCAAGAACUUGGUCUCUUGACCCCACAGGAAACGGGAGAGUGUCCAUGGCUCAG